Messenger RNA from Penicillium argentinense, 1536 nucleotides. RefSeq names its product CDC2/CDK family serine/threonine-protein kinase. Bases 1 to 1536 code for a protein of 511 amino acids. Gene Ontology annotation, molecular function: cyclin-dependent protein serine/threonine kinase activity; ATP binding. The transcript has 8 exons. NCBI's taxonomy places the organism in Eukaryota, Fungi, Ascomycota, Eurotiomycetes, Eurotiales, Aspergillaceae. The record is from RefSeq and is a predicted model, not a curated record. Gene Ontology annotation, biological process: protein phosphorylation. Gene Ontology annotation, cellular component: nucleus.
AUGGCUGUCUCGACGCUGGAGAAGAAUAUAAACGGACAGCCUCGGUUCCCCGGCUGCUCCAACAUCAAGGAUUUCGAGUUCAUCGACAAGCUUGGUGAAGGAACCUUUGGUGAGGUUUACAAAGCACGAUCGAAGAAAGACAACUCGCUCGUUGCUCUUAAGAAGAUUCUCAUGCACAAUGAGAAAGAAGGGUUUCCCAUAACCGCGAUCCGAGAGAUCAAGCUGCUGAAAGCGCUUUCCCACAAAAACAUCUUGCGACUCAAUGAAAUGGCGAUCGAGCGGAGCCGAGGUGAAGGACGAAAGAAGCCUGCCAUGUACAUGGUCAUGCCGUAUAUGGAACACGACCUCUCCGGACUCCUGGAAAACCCUGCCGUCACCUUCACCGAGGCCCAGAUCAAAUGCUAUCUGAUGCAACUCCUUGAAGGACUACGAUAUCUGCAUGCGAAUUUAAUUCUACAUCGUGAUAUGAAAGCUGCCAAUCUCCUGAUCAGUAACGGAGGCAUCCUUCAGAUUGCCGAUUUCGGAUUGGCUCGGCCAUAUGACGAACCUCCCCCUCAACCUGGAAAGGGUGGUGGAGAGGCUAGAAACAAAUACACAGCUCUCGUUGUCACAAGGUGGUACCGGCCUCCUGAGCUACUCCUUCAAUUGCGGCAGUACACCACUGCUAUCGACAUGUGGGGUGUUGGGUGUGUUUUCGGUGAAAUGUUCAAGGGAAAGCCCAUUCUUUCCGGCAACAGUGACCUCAACCAAGCCCAUCUUAUCUUCAGUCUAGUGGGAGCUCCCACCGAAGAAAACAUGCCGGGAUGGAGCUCACUGCCGGGCUGUGAGGGGGUGAAAAACUGGGGUACCAAACGCGGGAAUCUUGCCGAAUCAUUCAAGGAGCUUAAUCCUGUCGCUAUUUCUCUGCUCUCGGAGCUACUCAAGCUCGACUGGCGGAAGAGAAUCAACGCCAUGGAUGCCUUGAAGCAUCCUUACUUUACGACCGAUCCAUUACCGUUGAAACCCGGCGAGAUCCCUUCCUUUGCUGACUCCCAUGAACUGGACCGAAAGCGAUUCCGAGCGCAACGCGCACCAGGGCCACCGGCCCCGCCCGUUGGCUCCGCUGAUCUUUCAUCUAGUGGAGGUUGGGCUAGUUCUGGAUCUCGACCCAACUCCCAGAAUCCUCGAGUGCCAGGCGCAGGCCGGGGCCGACCUGGCGGAUCCGGCGGCGGCGGCGGUGGUGGUGGUGGCCUGGGACCGCAGCGAAGGGGUCCGCCUUUCUCACAUUCACAGAGGAACAACGGCCUUCCUCCAAGACCACCUAUGUCGUCUAAUCGUCCAUAUGACGGACGCGAUGAUCAGCGACGGGAUCGGUUCAAUAAUCCAAACCAAGGAGACCGCCAAGCUGGACGAUACCCAGCUAACAAUGUUGACUCCUAUGUGCCUAACUACGGUAACCCUCCAGACCGCCGCCCACGAGAUGACAGGCGUGAUUAUCCCCGUGAGCAUUCGCGCCGACGAAGUCGAAGUCCAAAUUAUCGGGACUUGAGCCGAUGA